Paramecium octaurelia is the source of this 1237-nucleotide messenger RNA. NCBI's taxonomy places the organism in Eukaryota, Ciliophora, Oligohymenophorea, Peniculida, Parameciidae. The record is from the annotation of a GenBank genome assembly.
AUGAGUAAAGGCUUUGGAAAAGAAUUAAAAGAAGAUUUUGUAAUUGAAUCUGGAUACACUUGUGUUAAUCAUAGUAGCUUUGGGUACAUUCCAAAAUCUGUCUUAAAACAAAGAAUUGAGAAUUAGAAGAGAUUUCUAGAAAAUCCGGAUAGCUUUAUUCGAUUUUUAGUUCCAAAGGAGUCCCCAAUAGCAAGAAGAACUGCAGCAGACUUUUUGAAUGCAAACUUUAAUUAAUGUUUUUUCACUAGUAAUUCAGCUGAGUCCAUGAACAGCAUAAUGAAAGGUAAUUCAUCUUGAAUAGUAUUGAGGUCUGGGGUUUUCUGAUAAGGAUACAAUAUUGUAUUUGAAUAUUGCCUACCCAAUGGUGUAGAAUGUGAUAAAAUACAUGAAUACUCAUGACAAAGUGAAUACGUGUAGGAUAGAACUUAAAGUGGAGGAUUUGGAUAAGGAAAUAAUCCUAUCGUUGAUAGAGGGUAAGAAUACGUAUAUUUGAAUAGAAAAUAUGAAGACAAAGAAGAUAACGGUAGCCAUUUUGGAUAAUAUUUCGUCGCUGCCCUCAAUAAAAUUGCCAACUAAGGAGUUUGUAGAAUUAUGCAAGAAAUAUGACGUAAUAAGCAUAAUAGAUGGGGCUCAUGGUGCAGGAAUCAGUGAAAUCAACCUCAAGGACUUAGACCCUGAUUUUUUUUUUACGAAUUUAAACAAAUGGGCAUUCUGUCCAUGCAGUGUUAAUUUAUUAUAUAUGAAGGAGAAAUAUUUGAAUUAAAUACAUAACAAUACGAUUUCAGUAUUUUACGGAGCUGGAAUUGAGAAGGAAUUUGAAUAUUACGGAACUAGGGAUGCAAGUGUAAUACUAUCAGUGGUGGACGGAAUAAAUUAUAUUAACUAAUUUGGUCUUCAAAACAUUAUUUAAUAUUGUGAAAAUUUAGCUUGGGAAGGCAGUGAAUUGGUUGCAAAGAUUUGGGAAACUGAAUUGAUGGUUAAAGACAAAACCAUGCAUUCUGCUAUGGUAAAUGUAUUGGUGCCACACAAGGAUCACUCUUACGUAUUGGAAUGCUAGAGAACAGUUAGAAUAUCUUUAUUAUUUUGAUAGUGCUUUGAAAUACACAAUGUAUUAGUAGUUGUCUUUGAGUUCGAUGGAAGAUCUUGGGCUAGAUUUAGUGCAAGCAUUUAUAAUGGUUUGGAGGACUACGAGUAUGCUGCACAGUAAUUCUUAAAUGUGUUAAGGAAAGAGAGAUGA